GGCCUCUUUCCCGGCUCUUAGCAACGCCCCUGCUUUGACCCUCCUCAUCUGUGGGGAAAAAAUCAAAUCAAAUCAAUACACCCUCCUUCAAAUCACGAUGCUUCUGCAGCAGCAGUACCGAGAGCAGCAGCACGUUGCAGCAGCCUUGAUCUCGUCUUAAAUUUUAGCCAACCUUCCUGGCUUCGAUGGUCCCUGCAUUUCCAGACCUCGAUCACUGCUGAGAGAAGCUCACUGCGUCACUGAAAGGAUAUCUUAAGUCCUCCUAGAUGGCCAACAGGGGACCAAGCUAUGGUUUAAGCCGAGAAGUCCAGGAGAAGAUUGAACAGAAGUAUGACCCCGAAUUGGAAAGUCGGUUGGUGGACUGGAUUAUUGUACAGUGUGGUGAAAAUACAGAGCAGCCCCCUCCUGGAAGGCAACAUUUUCAGAAAUGGCUAAUGGAUGGAACACUGCUGUGCAAGUUAAUAAACAGUUUACAUCCGAGGGGAAAAGAACCCAUUCCAAAGAUCUCAGAAUCAAAGAUGGCUUUCAAACAAAUGGAGCAAAUUUCUCAGUUCUUGAAAGCUGCAGAAAUUUACGGAGUAAGAACAACAGAUAUUUUCCAGACGGUGGAUUUAUGGGAAGGAAAAGACAUGGCGGCUGUGCAAAGAACUUUACUGGCUUUGGGCAGUGAGGCUGUAACGAGGGAUGAUGGAUGUUAUAGAGGGGAUCCAUCCUGGUUUCACAGGAAAGCACAGAAGUACCGGCGAGGGUUUUCAGAAGAGCAACUUCGUCAAGGACAAAAUGUCAUUGGCCUGCAAAUGGGGAGCAACAAGGGAGCCUCUCAAUCUGGGAUGACAGGAUAUGGCAUGCCAAGACAGAUCAUAUAAC
Molecule: messenger RNA, 867 nt
Organism: Euleptes europaea (tarantolino)
Lineage: Eukaryota; Metazoa; Chordata; Lepidosauria; Squamata; Sphaerodactylidae
Gene: TAGLN3
Product: transgelin 3
Exons: 5
Coding region: 267-866 (199 amino acids)
Molecular function (GO): protein binding
Source: RefSeq, a predicted model, not a curated record